AAAGACUCAAAAGAUGUUAAAGACUCAAAAGAUGUUAAAGACUCAAAAGAUGUUAAAGACUCAAAAGAUGUUAAAGACUCAAAAGAUGUUAAAGAUUCAAAUGUUAAAGAUUCAAAAGAUGCUAAAGAUAUCAAAGAUUCUAAAGAUACCAAAGAUGUUACCAAAGAUGCUAAAGAUAUCAAAGAUGCUGCCAAAGUUGCCAAAGUUACCAAAGAUGUUAGAGAUAUCAAAAUUUUACCAUCAUUAACAUUAUCAACAUCAACAUCAUUAAAUGUCGAAAACAAUAAUGUAUCUUCACAAAUAAAUGAAUUAUCAACAUUACAGCCUAAUGAAUCACUUCCGGAUUAUGAUUUAUCAAGUUCGCAAUGUAUACAAUCUUUCACACAAUCCUAUGAUCAACAAUCAGGAAUCAAUUCCAGUAUAAGUAAAAAUUCCUCUACCACAAGUUCUUCUUCUCCUAAAUUUCGUUCGAUUGCUGCUAAGAUUAAUUCAUCACCACCACCGUCACCAUCACAAUAUAAUUAUUCCAAUGUACAUUCCUCCUCAUCAAGUAGUAGCAAAUCAAAUAGUACAUCUAGCACGUCAAGUAACACGUCAAGUAGCACAUCAAGUAGCACAUCAAGUAGCACAUCAAAUAACAC
Messenger RNA from Rhizophagus irregularis DAOM 181602=DAOM 197198, 641 nucleotides. NCBI's taxonomy places the organism in Eukaryota, Fungi, Glomeromycota, Glomeromycetes, Glomerales, Glomeraceae. The record is from RefSeq and is a predicted model, not a curated record.